Messenger RNA from Lasiosphaeria miniovina, 1542 nucleotides. RefSeq names its product cytochrome P450. The coding region runs from base 1 to 1542 and encodes 513 amino acids. The record is from RefSeq and is a predicted model, not a curated record. Gene Ontology annotation, molecular function: iron ion binding; heme binding; oxidoreductase activity, acting on paired donors, with incorporation or reduction of molecular oxygen. The transcript is spliced from 8 exons. NCBI's taxonomy places the organism in Eukaryota, Fungi, Ascomycota, Sordariomycetes, Sordariales, Lasiosphaeriaceae.
AUGGUUUCCCUUCAAGCUGCCUUCGUCGGGGCCCUAGCCGCCCUCGCCCUCGCUCUCACUCUCGCCUUUGCCCCUGCCCCCACCACGCUCAUCGUCGACGCUCUCUCGGUCUACAUCGCGACCACAGGCGUUUACCGCCUCUUCUUCCACCCGCUGGCCAAAUUCCCCGGCCCUCACCUCGCCGCCGUCUCCCCAUCUGGCGCUACUAUCAUUGGUGAUCUUUCUGGCCGCUACGCGUUCACAGUUGAGGAUGCCUUGCGCAAGUAUGGCAACGUGGUGCGCAUCGCGCCCAACGAGCUUGUCUUCAUGAACCACCAGGCCUUUAUCGACAUCUACGGCGCGCAGCAUAACGGUCGCGGAAGAUUCCUCAAGACUACCACAGUCUGGGGCACAGAUCUUCUCGGGCAUGCUUCUGUUGCCGAUAAGCUCUUGUUCAAGUUUCGCGGUGCCUUGACCAAUUACGAGCUCAUAGUCUGGACACAGGCCGAUGCCAUCUUCGACUAUAUUUAUGCUCGGUCUAGAUAUGAAGAGCCUGAGACUGUCUUACCCCUUCUCGAGUUCAUCAACUGGUUUGCCAUGGACGUGGCGGUGAAACUGACAUGUCACGAUAACCACGCCUUCAUGACAUCGUUCGACCUUGCCCAUGCUUGGAACGCGUUGGCCCCGAUUUUCCAGUUGUUCGGGUGCAUCCCUCUCCUGCGGUCCCUUCUGUCCCUCGUGCCGGCGCUUCUGGAAAAGUUAGGCUCAUUCGGGUUCUUCGUGGGUGAGGCAUCGGCAGGAAGCUUGCAGUGGCUUGCGCGGCGGCCCAAGCUGUUUCGUUUGGUCCAGACCAUAAUGGCUAAGGGGAACUGGAGCAGCUUUGUGCUGGUGCCCGGUAUCGAUAUCGAGGGGGAGCGCCGGCUGGUGCUGGCGUCCUUCAGCCCAAUGGCCGACUGGCUCUACUUCACCAUCGUCCACCUUCUUCAGAACCCCGUCUGGUGCACUCUUCUAGAAGAAGAGAUAAGACCCGCCUUCCCCCCCAAAUUGAGCAUGGAGUUCGGUGCCCAGCUCGAGGGUCUGCCCAUUCUUGACGCCCGUCUCCUGGAGUCGCUUCGUCUAAUGGCCAGAUAUAUCAAUGGCAUGCCUCGCAUCAGCCCGGGUACCGUGAUUGAUGGUUGCUUUGUGCCGAAAGGAGUCAUCGUGCAAACCAGUGUCUUCGCCCUGGCCCGCAACCUGCGCUACUUCAACGAGCCGCUGCAGUACCGGCCCGAGAGAUGGCUCGGGCCGUACGACCACGGCCUGCGCAACUGCAUGGGCGAGGACGUCGCCUGGAUGCAGGCUAAGUUUUUUGUGGCUAACAUGAUGCGGUGGAUGAAUAUCUCUCUGCCUGAGGGCCAGGCCACUCCUGACUUGGAGCGUCUCUCGCAGUAUGGAUCCUGGGAAAAGCCAGAGAUCAUGGUGAAAUUUGAUCGUGUCCCGCAGGAUGGCGAUUCCGAAAGAUGGGGAUUCCGAAGGAUAGUGAUUGAGGCGGGAAGGUGGGAAGAGUUUGGGUGGAGGACUUAG